This is a messenger RNA of Elgaria multicarinata webbii, 2664 nucleotides long. RefSeq names its product GRB2 associated regulator of MAPK1 subtype 2 (gene GAREM2). The transcript is spliced from 6 exons. The coding region runs from base 1 to 2649 and encodes 882 amino acids. The record is from RefSeq and is a predicted model, not a curated record. NCBI's taxonomy places the organism in Eukaryota, Metazoa, Chordata, Lepidosauria, Squamata, Anguidae.
AUGGAGCGGCUGGCGGCGGCGCUGGGCCGCCUGGCGUGGAGCUCCGGGCCGCCGCUGCCGCUCGACCUCAUCGUGGCCAAGUGCCGCCUGCCCGCCCUCGUGCGCCCCGCGCCCGGAGAGUACGUGGAAGGUGUCGGUGACCAGGAUGUGCUUCUCAUCCACUCCUGCCGCCAGUGGACCACGGUGACGGCCCACAGCCUGGAGGAGGGGCACUACGUCAUCGGGCCCAAGAUCGACAUCCCCCUCCAAUACCCAGGGAAAUUUAAGCUGCUGGAUCAGGACAGGGACGUCCGGGAGCCUGUGCAGUACUUCAACAGUGUGGAGGAGGUGGCGAGCAUCUUCCCGGACCGGGUGUUUGUCAUGGAGGCCAUCACCUUCAGUGUAAAGGUUGUGUCGGGCGAGUUCAGUGAGGACAGCGAGGUGUACAAUUUCACCCUGCACGCAGGGGACGAGCUGACGCUCAUGGGCCAGGCGGAGAUCCUGUGCGCGAAAGCCGCGAAGGAGAAGUCGCGGCUCAACACGCUGCUGCGGAAGCUGGGCAAGGCGGGAGUGCCUGGCGGCGGGGGCAGCGGGGGCGGCAGCAGCGGCGGGGGUAGCGGGGGCGGCAGCAGGCAGCUGAAAGGCAAGAUGCCCUGCCUGAUCUGCAUGAACCACCGGACCAACGAGAGCCUGAGCCUGCCCUUCCAGUGCAAGGGGCGCUUCAGCACCCGCUCCCCGCUGGAGCUGCAGAUGCAGGAGGGCGAGCACACCAUCCGCAGCGUCAUCGAGAAGGUGCGGCUGCCCGUCAACGUGACCGUGCCCAGCCGGCCGCCCCGCAACCCCUACGACCUGCACGCCAUCCGGGAGGGCCACUGCUACAAGCUGGUGAGCAUCAUCUCCAAGACGGUGGUGCUGUGCUGCAUCUUGCGCAGGGAUGCCGUGGCCCCCUUCCACUUCCUGCUGCUCACGGACAUGCCUCGCUUCCUGCUGCCGGAGGGGCUGUUGCGGGGCGGCGGAGACCCCCAGCUGGAGAAACUGCUGCGGGAGAGCGCCGCCCUUUGCCAGGAGCGCUUUGACCCCCACGAGUACUCCAAGGCCGUGCGGGAGGCCAAGCCGGACUUCUCGGAGGAGUGCGCCAGCCCCCGCCGCGUCCGGCUCUGCCUGCAGGGCUACGCCCGCGACGACCUGGCCCAGUCCUUCCAGCGCCUCUCGCUCUGCCUCUACAGCGCCUCGGAGAGCGCGUGCCCGGACCCCGGCCCGGGAGCGAGGGCCCCGCGGCUGUGCCUGCCCGCUCGUCAAGAGCAGGAGGCCCCAGACCCCGAGCGCGAAUACGUGACCCCCGACUGGGCUGAGCCCACCUUCCGGACUCCGGAGCUCCCCUAUGAGGAGCUGUGGACCAAUCAGAAUACCGAGAACUACUCGGAGCCCAGCAGCAUCCCUCCCGGGCUGGCGAGCGCCAACAAAGGCCCCCGGGACCUCAUCUCGUUUGCCAGCCUCGCCUCGCCUCUGGGCUCCCCACGCCGCUGCCGACGCCAAGGCCUGCUGAGGGAGGAGCCUGUGGGAGAUGCCCCGCCCCCGGUCCCGCCCAAAUCGGAAGCGGUGAGAGAGGAAUGCCGCCUCCUCGUUGCCCCCCCAGUGCCACCGCGGGGGGGCCACACGCCAGCCACUGCCAGCCCCCCCGUGCCUGUACGUUUCCCCAAGCUGCAGGUGGCCGCGUCGCCCGGCUCCAGCCUCUCGUACUACUCGUCUGGACUUCACGAUGUGUCGAGGCCCCGGAGCGGCAGCUGCUCCCCUUCGCCGGACUCCUCCUCCCUCUACUGCUAUCCCUGCACCUGGGGCGACUGCAAAGUGGGGGAGUCCUCCAGCCGCCCGCUGGCCAGCCCCCAAGCGCAGCCCCAGCCCCCGCCCCCCCAGCCUGCGCAGGGCGCCUCGUGGUCCGAUCCGUGGCCGUACAGCGACCUGGGCCCGAGCGUGGCCACGGGGAGGUCCACCCCGCUGCUGGGGUGCGGCGAGGCCAGCGCCCUCAAGAGCUACCACAGCUGCCCCCGCCUGAAGCCGCCCCCGUCCCAGAAGCGCUUCGCCCCCUUUGGCGCCCUCAACCCCUUUUCCAACCCGGCCUACUCUUCCAGCCCGGCUUCCUCCGGCUCCUCCGAUUGGCUGGAAUCCCUGGAGUGGCAGAAGCCGGCGGCCCCGUCCCCGGAGACCUUUGACCCCUUUGAGAGCACGUCCCCCUCGCCGGAGGGGGAGCUGCACUACAGCCCGGCCCCUCCGCCUCGCUCCGCCAAGGCCUUUGAGCCGGCCGAAAACCUCCUCCUCCGGACGUCGGUGGCGCCGCUGCCUCCCGGCCUCGUCCACGGCGCCGAGGGGGGCGUCACCCGCCUCUACCUGGCCCAGGGGGUCAUCGAGGUGCCCCCCGCCCGGCUCAACGGGGACGGCUCGCCCUGGCAGCCCCCCGCCGACUUGUCCGCCCUGUCGCUGGAGGAGGUCUCCCGGAGUUUGCGCUUCAUCGGGCUCUCGGAGGACGUGGUCAGCUUCUUUGCCCGCGAGCGCAUUGACGGCAGCAUCUUUGUGCAGCUGUCCGAGGAGAUCUUGUCCGAGGACUUCCACCUCACCAAGCUCCAGGUCAAGAAGAUCAUGCAGUUCAUCAAAGGCUGGAGGCCCAAGAUCUAGGAGGGGGAAGCUGCC